This is a messenger RNA of Boleophthalmus pectinirostris (great blue-spotted mudskipper), 593 nucleotides long. RefSeq names its product NADH:ubiquinone oxidoreductase subunit S6 (gene ndufs6). Lineage: Eukaryota; Metazoa; Chordata; Actinopteri; Gobiiformes; Gobiidae. The coding region runs from base 139 to 528 and encodes 129 amino acids. The record is from RefSeq and is a predicted model, not a curated record. Gene Ontology annotation, biological process: mitochondrial electron transport, NADH to ubiquinone. The transcript is spliced from 4 exons.
GUCUUUCUGUACUCUGGUAAACACCAUAUAGUUUCUUUUUUACGGUGGUUACUUGGUUAAAGGCAAAACUUGGGGCAAAAUAAAUGAACACAAGUUCGCAACCCGCAAAGAAGCCUGGGAAAGCUGGUUGUUUUCAUCAUGGCGGCGUCAGUGGGCAGACUUCUGUCCUUCAGUAAAAAUGCAAAGGUGCUGGUUUCACCGUUGAGGUUGGGUGCUGUGUCUGCUCACCGCUACAGUUUAGAAGUAUCCAGCACUGGUGAGCCGAUCACUCACACCGGACAGGUGUUUGAUGAAAAAGACCCCAGAAGAGCACGGUUUGUCGGGAGACAAAAAGAGGUGAAUAAGAACUUUGCCAUUAAUUUGGUGGCAGAGGAGGAAGUCACCCACAUCGAGGCCAGAGUGGUGUCAUGUGAUGGAGGUGGAGGUGCACUGGGCCAUCCCAAAGUCUACAUCAAUCUGGAUAAGGACACAAAAGUGGGCACAUGUGGCUACUGUGGCUUGCAGUUCAAGCAGAAACACCAUCAUUAACAAUAUUGUCUGAACCUUCUUUCUGUAAAUUGCUGUAGUUCUUGAAUAAAUUAUAUUAUGUCUGA